AUGCCGGCGCCAGCAGUGGUAGACAGUGCCGCUAAGCCCUUCACGGAUCACCGUCCCCUGACGCCGACACCCUCCGCCGACACCAAUUGCUGGCCAGCCUCAGGGCCAAUUUUCGACUCGAGCCAGUCCUCUGCCUCGAUUUCACCAUUGCCACCGCCACCGCUCCAGAACUCAUUCACCUCGGAACAAGGCCAUCUACCAAUCCCCAGUCCUCAGCGCGGUCGUCCCCUCGACGUCCGUGCCUCACAACCUCUUCCAACGGCUCCCGACGCCCAACAACAGUCCAACCUCGCAUCUGCAGCCUCCCUGACGAACCGCAUCACGCACGACGCAAUCGCUUCACCACCGAACGCCGCUCUCGCUGGCCCGAAGCAGACUCCCCCCGAGCAAAACUAUCAUCUGCAGCGACCCUUUCGCAGCCUUGCAGCUCGCCGCCGAGAUCGCCAUCGCCCUCCAGCCGCCUACCUCUGGAACCCAGCCAAUUCCACGCCUCGAGACCAGCCACGCAAGACACGACCGCGAAGGCCAUCCACACCGCCGGAGCCAUCGGUGCGGAUCGACCACCCUGACCUUGACGUCGGCAGGCUCACCGAGACGCCACAGGGCGACUAUCCGCUCUUAUCGCUGCCCCAGGUCUUGCAUCUAAGGAACCCAGGCUCGCAACGAAGUAGCCUGCAAGCGGACCGGAGGGCGAGUAAGAUCAGUCUCCCCACCUCCGUACGCGCUUCGUAUGACGGCAAGAGAUCGAGAGACCCAACACCCACGAUUGCGGAGUUCGACCCGAGUGUGAAGGAUAGCGCGCACGUACCGUAUUCCGAGACGAGGCAGGGAAAGUCCAUCAUGGCAGCAGACACUACAGCGCCCGCUCAGUCCUUCACCGCGGAUCUCGAGCGGGGACCGGAUGCGACAGACCACCGCCGAUCGACAGCGUCGCUGGAUGACGGGAUAGGAUCUGCCAUAUCAUCAGAGGACUCGUCGAUCAUGGGUGAGGAGUUGGACCCUGAUGACGAAGCUUGGGGCCCCCAUCACCCUUGCUACCCUCACAUCAACCCACAUGUGCCCGUGGACUCGCCCGAGCACGCGUCGACGAGGAUCAUACGGAUCAAGCGGGACUGGAUGGUGGCGGGCGACCUGGCACCGACCUUUUCAAACCUGUAUCCCGAGAUCCUGGAUCCUGCGGGUAUGUCAGAACCCGAGUUCAGACGGGUCAUUGACAAGCUCAACGGGGAGCUGGUGCCCAUUUUCAAGCCCUACUCGAUGCGCAACACCCUCGAUGGCGUCUUGGGUGCGCUGACUGGCUGGCUUUGGGAUGACCUAGGCUUCACGGGGGCCAAGUCGAGACUGAACAAGCUGGAGAAGUGGAUCGAGGACUGGAACAAGCAUGCUGAGCGUACUAUGGAACCCCACGGUGCGGCACUGGCUCCCAAGCUUAUAUCCCUGCGGCAAACGGGGUAUAUGUCGCUCGAUAUACAAAUACCUGAUCCAGAAAUCGCUGCGGCUCCCAGUACGAGCGGCCCCGGCGACUCACGCUCCGUCAUUCGCCUUGACUCUGCGCCGAGGACGGCCACGCCGGCGUAG
Molecule: messenger RNA, 1578 nt
Organism: Emericellopsis atlantica
Lineage: Eukaryota; Fungi; Ascomycota; Sordariomycetes; Hypocreales; Bionectriaceae
Product: Golgin subfamily A member 7/ERF4 family-domain-containing protein
Exons: 3
Coding region: 1-1578 (525 amino acids)
Biological process (GO): protein targeting to membrane; peptidyl-L-cysteine S-palmitoylation
Cellular component (GO): endoplasmic reticulum palmitoyltransferase complex; extrinsic component of endoplasmic reticulum membrane
Source: RefSeq, a predicted model, not a curated record